UGUUGAAACAAACCAAAUCCCUACAGUCCAUUCCCAAACCCUCUUUUCUCUUUCCGAUCCCGACUCGACUCUCGACUGAUCAUACAGACUCAUCAGCCCUCGUCCAUCUUCCCUUUACACUCUAGAGACGGUGACCGCCGCCAACGCCCAGACUCCAAGAUGGGUCGUUCUCGUGCUGUUCCUCACACAACUGAUGAAGAUCCGAGUCACAGUCGAUCGAAAAGAAAGAGGACCGCUUCCAAUGUAGAAAAUCUUGAGCCAGCAAGCACAGGCUCAGGAAUGAGCGAAGGAAAAAAGGCACUGUACCAUUGUAAUUAUUGCAACAAAGACAUCUCAGGAAAGAUCCGAAUCAAAUGUGCGGCUUGUCCUGAUUUUGAUCUUUGUGUGGAGUGCUUUUCAGUUGGAGCUGAGGUGACUCCUCACAAAAACAGUCAUACUUACAGGGUCAUGGAUAAUUUAUCUUUCCCUCUAAUAUGCCCUGAUUGGAAUGCUGAUGAUGAGAUAUUACUCUUAGAGGGUAUUGAAAUGUAUGGAUUGGGGAAUUGGGUUGAAAUUGCAGAGCAUGUGGGAACCAAAAGCAAAUCACUGUGUAUUGAUCACUACAACGCCAUAUAUAUGAAGUCUCCAUGUUUCCCUCUUCCGGAUAUGUCUCAUGUUAUUGGGAAGAACAGAGAAGAACUUCUUGCCAUGGCCAAGGAGCAAGGGGAUGUCAAGAAUGGAUUCCCUACGCUUGGAGAAGUCACUAUGAAAGAAGAAAUUCCACUCUCUAUGAGAAUCAAGGGGGAAGAUCAAAGGAAGGAUGUCCGCUUAAACUCUGAAAUGGAAGCUGGAUCAGGUGUUGGUAACCUUUCUUCUAUUGAUGCCACCAAGAGAACAUCCCAAGCUAAGGAUGUCCAUGAAAAUAUCAAAAAGGAAGAUAGGGGAAUUGUAGAGAAAAAACCUAGGAUAUCUGCUGAAGAGGCACUGGUUCCAAUGACGGAGCAAAGUGGCUAUAAUUCGAAGAGGCAAGAGUUUGAAAUCGAAUAUGACAACGAAGCUGAGCAGUUAUUGGCAGACAUGGAGUUCAAAGAGACUGAUUCAGAUGCUGAGCGUGAAAUCAAACUGAGAGUGCUGCGUAUUUACUCGAAAAGGCUUGACGAAAGGAAACGUCGUAAGGAUUUUAUAAUCCAAAGAAAUUUGUUAUGCGUUGAUCCAUUGUACAAGAGUCUCUCUCCUGAAGAAAGAGAAAUAUGCAACCGUUACAAGGUCUUUAUGCGGUUUCAUACGAAGGAGGAACAUGAGAUGCUGCUUAAAACUGUAAUCGAGGAACACCGAAUCUUGAGGAGGAUUAAGGAUCUUCAGGAAGCUCGAGCUGCUGGCUGUCGUACAUCCUCUGAAGCUGAGAGAUAUAUUGAGCAAAAGAUGCGGAAAGAAUCUGAAGAAAUUGCUGUUAGAUCAAGGGAUGGCAUUCAAAUUGGUCUCAGUGGACAAGCAAUUUCAGGCUCCUUGAACAUCUGGGAUGUCUCUGGUUUUGCAGGAGCUAAUUUACUCUCGGAAUCGGAGAAACGGCUUUGUGGAGAGAUAAGGAUAUUGCCUACCCAUUAUCUGAAUAUGCAACAAGUGAUGUCUAUAGGAGUGAUGAAAGGCGAGAUCACAAAGAAAUCCGAUGCUUAUGUUCUAUUCAAGGACAAAGUUGAACCGGGGAAGGUUGAUAGAGUUUACGAUAUGCUCGUUAAGAAAGGUCUCGCCCAACCUUGACUCCGGUUUUUCUUUUACUGUACAAUGUUUUUCUUGUUUUCCUUAUAGUUUACUUGGUUUUUAGGAUUCUAGGUUAUAUGUAGAUCUAUACUAUACUCAACAAUUCUUCUUGUUUCAUGGUUAUGACUUUUUAAUAAGUGCACCCCCUUAAAACAUUUGAA
Molecule: messenger RNA, 1898 nt
Organism: Impatiens glandulifera
Lineage: Eukaryota; Viridiplantae; Streptophyta; Magnoliopsida; Ericales; Balsaminaceae
Product: transcriptional adapter ADA2-like
Exons: 14
Coding region: 160-1737 (525 amino acids)
Biological process (GO): chromatin remodeling; regulation of transcription by RNA polymerase II
Cellular component (GO): nucleus
Molecular function (GO): chromatin binding; zinc ion binding; protein binding
Source: RefSeq, a predicted model, not a curated record